AUGAUUAAAGAUUAUCUGCACGAAGGUUGCCAUGCCUUAGUAGAGGGAGUCGAACCGGCAUACGGGUACCAACCAUCACUAGCGGCAGGCAUUGCCUUUUGUGUGCUGUUUGGGACAUCCAUGGUGGCCCACACAGCACAAUCGUUUUGGUCCAAGAAGUGGUGGUGCUUACUAUUUGCCAUAGGAUGCUUGACGGAGGUUUUAGGGUGGGCAGCACGGACGUGGUCAGCAGAGUGUCCAUAUCAAACUGACGCCUUCCUGAUGCAAAUAUCAACACUAAUUAUCGGCCCGACAUUCUUCACCGCCGGAAUAUAUGUCCUUCUCGGCCAACUCAUCGCACUGCUGGGCCCAGAAAGUUCUAUUCUUCGCCCCAGCUGGUAUCUCUGGAUAUUUUGCACUUGUGAUAUAGUCUCGUUGGUCGUUCAAGCAGUGGGUGGUGGAAUGGCCUCUUCCGCAGCAGGCGAAGUCAACGGGGACACUGCCCCAGGGACCAACACAAUGGUGGCCGGUAUUGUAUUCCAGAUGGCCGCCAUCACAGCGUUUGCCUUCUGCGGUAUCGACUUUCUCAUUCGGUGUCGUCGCCCGCAACUCCGUGCCCGGUUCACCCCGCGAAUGCGCCUGUUGGUGUUGGCAACGACGUUCUCCGUAGUAUGCAUCUACGUCCGAAGCAUCUACCGCACGAUCGAGUUGUUGCAAGGCUGGACGGGAUAUCUGAUCACACGGGAGCGGUUCUUCAUUGGUCUGGAUGGAAUCACUAUGGUGCUUGCUGUUGUUGUGUUCAACAUCUUUCAUCCUUAUUGGUUCCUGCCGACGGAGCAAGAGUCCAGAAAGAAGGAUUCAAAAAUCCCAAAACCACCACACAAGAAAUGA
Aspergillus pseudonomiae is the source of this 870-nucleotide messenger RNA. Its product is annotated as RTA1 like protein-domain-containing protein. Gene Ontology annotation, cellular component: fungal-type vacuole; plasma membrane. NCBI's taxonomy places the organism in Eukaryota, Fungi, Ascomycota, Eurotiomycetes, Eurotiales, Aspergillaceae. The transcript has 4 exons. The coding region runs from base 1 to 870 and encodes 289 amino acids. The record is from RefSeq and is a predicted model, not a curated record.